UGUCGCAGUAAUCGGUGCACGGCACCAAUUUACGACACUGGGCUUUACGACACUGAAGUACUUCUUACAUGGCGCUGCUUAGAUGAUAUCAAGGAAGCAACGAGACACAGGAGAGAAGAGGGUUUUUCACGCAUUUUGUUGAUACACAGUUCGUCCAUCUAUCGUCACAGUUGUCCGCUGAGCUCAGGCAGAGGUAGUGAGAAACAGGCACGGGUUUAUGAGGUGACAUGGCGGCGCAGGGGGGCAUCCAGAUCCAGGAGAAGGUCGGGAGGCUGCUCAGCAAACAGAACGGAAAGCCAGUACUGAAACCUAACAAGGCCCUGGUUCUGAAAGAUGCUGUAGGCAACCGCAAACCCAAGAAAGGAGAGGCCACCUGUGUCCCAGAGAUGUCACUCCUCAUGGCCUGUUGGAAGGACAACAACUUUGUAGAUGGUCUGUGCUCUAAUGAGAUAAACACCUUCUACACUUGUGUGGAAAAGGCACAGGCUGCUAUGAAGAAUAAAUCUGAACCGACCAACCUCCAGGGAGAACGUCUACCCCCAAAACUAGCCAACACCCUGCUGAAGAGAUUUCCCAAUUUGCGCACUGAGAUCUAACAUACUAACUUUGUAAUGAAUUUGGUAUAUGGACUUGACAUAUGAAGGUGAAGAAGAGGCCACUGGACUGAGUGUUGGAAUUGGGUUUCAUCACAUUAAGAUGAUGUCACAAAAGAAUAAAGCACAACACUGAAAAGUGUGAUUUCAA
This is a messenger RNA of Monopterus albus (swamp eel), 744 nucleotides long. RefSeq names its product coiled-coil-helix-coiled-coil-helix domain containing 1 (gene chchd1). Gene Ontology annotation, molecular function: RNA binding. The record is from RefSeq and is a predicted model, not a curated record. Gene Ontology annotation, biological process: mitochondrial translation. NCBI's taxonomy places the organism in Eukaryota, Metazoa, Chordata, Actinopteri, Synbranchiformes, Synbranchidae. Gene Ontology annotation, cellular component: mitochondrion; nucleoplasm; mitochondrial ribosome. The transcript has 4 exons. The coding region runs from base 228 to 596 and encodes 122 amino acids.